AUGCUGAUCAGUAAGGCGAGCAGAUUUGGUGUUUGGUCCUGUGCUGUCACACAUUCGGCCCGUCUUUUUUCCAGAUCCAGCAACAUGGCCAAGAGUAAGUUUGAGUAUGUGCGCAACUUCGAGACAGAUGACACUUGUCUGCGAAACUGCUACAUCGUCGUGAGACUCGAUGGUCGCAAUUUCCACAAGUUUGCAGAGCAGCACAAGUUUGCAAAGCCCAAUGACGACAGGGCCUUGGGACUGAUGACAAGGAGCGCCCGCUCAGUCAUGGAAGAGCUGGAGGAUAUUAUCAUUGCGUAUGGCCAAAGCGACGAGUUCAGCUUUGUUUUCAAGCGGACCUCUAACUGGUUCAAAAGGAGAGCCAGUAAGCUCAUGACCCAUGUGGCCUCCCAGUUCUCCUCCUCAUACGUGUUUUACUGGAAGGAGUUUUUUGAGGAUCAGCCCCUCCUGUAUCCUCCGGGCUUUGACGGACGGGUGAUCCUGUAUCCUAGCAAUCGUAACCUCAGAGACUACCUUAGCUGGAGGCAGGCAGACUGUCACAUAAAUAAUUUGUACAACACAGUGUUUUGGACAUUAGUUCAAGGAAGAGGACUCACCACAACAGAGGCAGAGGAUCGCUUAAAGGGAACAUUAGCCGCACAUAAAAAUGAGAUCCUCUUCUCAGAGUUUGGCAUCAACUACAACAAUGAAUCGUCCGUCCACAGGAAAGGUACCACGCUUAUUUGGGAAAAGCGAGAUGAGACUGUCACUAAACGCAUGAAGCUACCAAAUGAAGAGGAAAAGGACGUGCCUGUCACACGCAGCAGGAGGAGGGUAGAGGCUUACCAUUGUGACAUUAUAGGAGAGCAGUUCUGGGAGGAACACCCAGACAUCCUGGAGGAUGACAACUGCUAACGGAACCUUUCCUGUUGAAAAAGAACUGCUCUGAGCAUAUCUGACCUCAGAGGUUGAAGCUGCCCCAUUUAAGCAAUGACUCCAGAGUCGCCGCUUGUUACUGACUUUGUGUCAAAUAACAGGCUACCCUUGAAGCUCGAGUAUAUUCUUACUUUCAUAUAUAAAAAUGUUCCUAAGAUGUAGACGUGACGAUGUCUGUAACGUUUAAAGAAAAGCAAACCCUUCAAGAAUCUUUGCAGCCCAGUGAGAUGCAUCUAGCUCUCCUAAGGUUGCCUUUCUAAAAAUGUAUCCUCAUUUGAUAUCGUGAAUGACAUUUAGAAUACUACCAACACUUGAUCUUUCAACAUGUUUGCUAUAUUUUCUCUUGGGCUUCUGCUUUCGUUGCUCGGGGGUUUUCCAUAGCAGUGUCGAUCUGUUUUACCUUGAAAUUCUAAUCCUUGAGUUUUAAUGCUGGAG
Molecule: messenger RNA, 1350 nt
Organism: Archocentrus centrarchus (flier cichlid)
Lineage: Eukaryota; Metazoa; Chordata; Actinopteri; Cichliformes; Cichlidae
Gene: thg1l
Product: tRNA-histidine guanylyltransferase 1-like
Exons: 6
Coding region: 1-894 (297 amino acids)
Biological process (GO): tRNA modification
Molecular function (GO): magnesium ion binding; tRNA guanylyltransferase activity
Source: RefSeq, a predicted model, not a curated record